Copidosoma floridanum is the source of this 1610-nucleotide messenger RNA. Its product is annotated as putative E3 ubiquitin-protein ligase UBR7. Lineage: Eukaryota; Metazoa; Arthropoda; Insecta; Hymenoptera; Encyrtidae. Gene Ontology annotation, cellular component: cytoplasm. Gene Ontology annotation, molecular function: zinc ion binding; ubiquitin protein ligase activity. The record is from RefSeq and is a predicted model, not a curated record.
AGCGUCGUCAAUAUCAUCUCGCCCAUGGCCUCGUAGAUACCGGCAGAUAUCGGCGAUAUCGUUCCUGGUUUCUGACCGACCACGUCUCAAAUCAUCCGGGUAUCGUAAAUAUCGAGGAAGUUGGGAGAGAAGCUCCAGUGAUGGAUUCCAACGCGGAAAAAAGCGAAGCUGAGCAGCAACCGCCAAAGCAGGUGCCCCCUACUGCUGGCGGAAUGGACGACGAGAACUCGGUGACUAUGCUCGACGUUCUUCAGGAAGAGGCUGCUCUCGAGGAGGAUGCCAACGCCGUCCUUGGAGCCUCCGACGACCAAAACUGCACGUACAGCCAGGGAUACAUCCGACAAGCAUUGUACGCUUGCAGGACUUGCUGUAGCGAAGGUACUAGAGCUGCCAUUUGUUUUGCCUGUUCCCUUCACUGCCAUGAAGGCCAUGAUCUUAUUGAACUUUACACAAAGAGAAAUACCAAGUGCGAUUGUGGAAAUUCCAAAUUUGGCGAUAAAUCAUGCAACCGUGAGUCGACAAAAUCUCCAGAAAACGAAAAGAACAAGUACAAUCACAAUUAUGAUGGAUUUUACUGCAUUUGCAAUAGACCUUAUCCAGAUCCAGAUCAAACUGAAGAUGAUGAAAUGAUUCAGUGUGCAAUCUGCGAAGAUUGGUAUCACUCAAAGCAUUUAGAUAAUGAUACCAAGAGCCUUCCAGAGGAUGACGAGUACAGUGAAAUGAUAUGCUCUGGAUGCAUGAAAGAACAUGAUUUCCUGUGGCGAUAUGCUACUAAAUAUUCUAUUUCCAAAGAUAAGAAUGUCCACGCGAAUCCGGAAAAUGAAAAAGUUGACGUAGAAAAACUCGAAAUUGAGUGCACUUUACCAGUUGCUGAUUCUCCAAUAAAGGAGGGGAGCGUGUUCUGGUCGGCAACUUGGCGAUCUUCAUUAUGCCAUUGUGAAAAGUGUCAAAAAACUUAUGAAGAGCAUGGCUUAUCGUAUCUUCUGGACCCGUUCGACACUGUCCAAGAGUAUGAAAAAGUCAGUAAGGCUAAAGGAAACGAAUCUCUUCAUGAGAAGGGCAUGAAGGCUCUCGCAUCUCUCGGCCAUGUACAGCAAUUGACCGCUAUCGAAGAGUAUAAUAAAAUGAAAGACAAUCUGAAGGAAUAUCUUAAGAAAUUUGCUGAGAAUAAAAAGGUUGUGCGAGAGGAAGAUAUCCGGGAAUUUUUUACUAAAAUGGCAUCGCAAAAGCGCCAAAAGGUCGUUGUUCCAACUUUUUGCCGUUAAGGGCAUUUUAUAUUUUUAAAAAUGUUUUAAGUAAAAAAAAAAAAGAAAUUUAUCGUGUUUUUAUAAACUAAAUCUUGUAGCAUUUUACUUGAUCCAUUUGGGGCUACAAGAACUGCCAAAUUAAUGGUAAUUUAUUGUUCCUUUUCUAUAUGCAUGUAAAACGUUUAUACCGAUUUCGGGAACUCUUAAAAUAGUUUGUAGCAAUAGUAUGUUUACAUUAAAAAAGUUUUAGCGUUUUAAAAAAAAAUCCGUUUUGAAAACGGUAUAUCUUGUAUCAUUGAAAUCAAUCAAGGAUAAUUGUUUUUUUGUAAGGAAUUUUUGAAAUAUAAUUUUUGCAUAAUAAAA